CUGCGGGGGCUGCUUGGACCUUGCUCGGGCCUUGCUCUUCCUGGGCUGUGGGACCUAGCAUGGCAGACGAUGCAGGUGCUGCUGAGGCCCAGGGGGACCAAUGCACGCCUGCCCAGUCCCUGGGCAGGCUGCUGAAGUUACCACUUCCACCACCUCGGAUUCGCACCCGGCCAUGGUGGUUUCCUGUGCAGGAACUGAGAGACCCACUGGUGUUUUACCUGGAGGCAUGGCUGGCUGACUCGAUCUUUGGCCCAGACAGAGCCAUCAUUCCAGAAAUAGAGUGGAUGAGCCAAGUCCUGCUGACGGUGGACAUAGUUAACUCUGGGGACUUAGUUGAAGUCACCAUCUUCGGACGGCCCCGUGUACAGAAUCGGGUGAAGAGCGUGCUCCUGAGCCUGGCAAACUGGCACCAGAAACAUCGUGCCCGAGCUGAGAAGAUGAAUCAACUUGAGGAGUUCUUGAAGACCCAUGCAUCAGGUCCCCAGACUCCUGAACAUCCUAUUGUGUAACUAUUUUCAGGAGCAUUGUGAGAACAGUCCUGCUUCUGCUGCUAAAGUUCAAGAGAAGCAAGUAUGCAUAAAUCUCUGCAUUCUUUUUUCCUGUGUCUUGAUGGGUAGUGCUCUGAUUAUUAUGAUGCAAAAGUGAGUUUGUAGUGCCAUUCUAGUAAAGAACUGAAUUUCCUUUUUGUCCAAUGCUAUAAAGAACUUUGCUGACUUAAAA
Molecule: messenger RNA, 720 nt
Organism: Prionailurus viverrinus (fishing cat)
Lineage: Eukaryota; Metazoa; Chordata; Mammalia; Carnivora; Felidae
Gene: OOEP
Product: oocyte expressed protein
Exons: 3
Coding region: 60-509 (149 amino acids)
Biological process (GO): establishment or maintenance of apical/basal cell polarity; embryonic pattern specification
Cellular component (GO): apical cortex; protein-containing complex
Molecular function (GO): RNA binding
Source: RefSeq, a predicted model, not a curated record